Adineta ricciae is the source of this 3375-nucleotide messenger RNA. The record is from the annotation of a GenBank genome assembly. Lineage: Eukaryota; Metazoa; Rotifera; Eurotatoria; Adinetida; Adinetidae.
AUGAACUUGCCUCGAUCAACAAUAGAUCAUCACGAUGAUGGCAAAGAAGAACUACCGUCAUUAAUAUACUGUUUGUUGGAUUAUAAAUCGUCACACACCGGCUUUUCCGAAACAAAACCGCCAUGCUUUAAAUCAUUCACAAUAACUACUGAUCCUACCAAUCCAGCUGCUAUCGUUUAUCUUUUGAAUAUUAUCGAUAUACCCGGUUUGAAAGAAAUUCGCCGUCAAACAAUGGAAACACGUACCGAUGAUGAACUCUUGUCAGACAUAGAUGCAUUUAUCAGACACUAUUUCGAUAGAUUGCAUUGCCUAUGUUUUGUUGCAGAAGCUAGUCGAGUGCAUCAAAAAGAUUUGGAAAUAUUUGAAAAAUUAAUGAAUUUCUUUGACCCAAAGUUAUCAGCGUAUUCGAUGUUGAUUCUAACGUCUGCAGAUAAAUAUACAAAUGAAAAACUGGAGGAAUUUAAAAAUGACAUUCGAGAUCACCAAUUGAGCAAAAGAAUUUAUAAUUAUUGUAAAUUAGGUAUCUAUUAUCACGGUAUUCCUAAUUAUGAUGAUUUGGAUACAUAUGCUGACAGACAAGAUAUGUUACAAAAAAUACUUGUCANUGACCCAAAGUUAUCAGCGUAUUCGAUGUUGAUUCUAACGUCUGCAGAUAAAUAUACAAAUGAAAAACUGGAGGAAUUUAAAAAUGACAUUCGAGAUCACCAAUUGAGCAAAAGAAUUUAUAAUUAUUGUAAAUUAGGUAUCUAUUAUCACGGUAUUCCUAAUUAUGAUGAUUUGGAUACAUAUGCUGACAGACAAGAUAUGUUACAAAAAAUACUUGUCAUCAAACAACAGCAUGUCAGACCAAUGACAAAGAUGCUGAUAGCAAAAUUGAUUCAAUGUAGUCAGCACAGUAUGCAACUUCGACCUGUCAAUAAUAAUCCAUUAAUAAAUGAACCGACUUUGUUGUCGGAGACUGACAAUAGGCAUGGCGGAUCAACUCAAUCAUAUGCUGCCGCCAUUGUCCUCAGUACUAUCGCUGGGGUGACGACAACAGAACUAUUUUGCUCGCGGGCAUACAAUAAUUCGCAGCUUGAAUUCUUAAAUACUUUGGCUCAAAAAUUUGAACAUACAUCCCCGGUGAAUUUAGAGGUUUUUCCAAAUGCAAUGGAUAAACAUGGAUUCUGUGAUAAAAUACAGCACAGCUUUAAACGAAUUUUGGGAUUUGUGAUCGAUGCAAUUGGUUCACUAUUAGAAGUAGUGAACGCAGAAACAGGUAAAUCUUUCACAGAUAAAUGUGCUGGAUGUAUUGAAGAAGAUUCCAAUACAAACCAAGUCGUGGCGAUGAAAGGUAUACUGGAGAAGUAUUUGAAACAGGAAGAAUUGAAACAAAGAGAAAUACUCCGAUCAGUUGAACAAGAAAAGGCAAAGAUCAGAUGGUCAAUCCUCAGAGCAGACAAAUUAAAGCCUUAUUUGAUCUCAGCAAUAACUCUAAUAAAUCUGAUCAUGACUGUAAUAACACACAAAAACACUCGAAAUAUAUUUAUACAGCAGCGAAAAGUUAUGAAUGAGACAAAAGCGCUUUUAGAACAAAGUGCACCUCUCUUAAAUGAUUAUUAUAAAGAGGCUAAAGAAUUGAUGGAAAGUUUAAAAUCGAUCGAUAAACAAGAAUUGGAUACUUCAGUUCGACUGUCAGCUCGAGUUCCAUUUAUGUUGCAUUUACUUUUACAUUCCCAGAAAAAAUUAGAAAGAAUGAAAUCGCAACUGGAGCUGAUCGCUUCGAAACUAUGUUCUCAGAAAAAUGUUCACACAGCUGGGACGCAUUCUACUACAAUCUGUACCCUGUAUAAUACAGCAACAAUCAGAGGUCGGAAAGCAAGUCUGUGGUAUAUGGCAGGUAUCGCAGUGGGUCUUUUUAUGUUAACAGCAAAUGGUGUUUCAAUUUAUAAAUGCAAAAAGGAUUCUGAGGUAUUACUGCAAUCAAUCAAAGAGACCGAAGAACUAAUUGCAAACGCUGACAAAAGUAUCAAAUUUUUUAUGAGAAUAAUUUGCUAUGGUGUUAUAACUAUGGACACAAAAUUAGCAAUGAAGAAUGACGACAAUCGAGUCAAUGACUUCCAUUCAACUGACAAUAAUAAACUUCAAAAAGAAAUUACUCCUUCGGAAACAAUAUCAUAUAUAGGAGUUCGAACGUCAAAACAAAGAUGGCUAAGGUGUUUUAUGGCUGUUGCUGUUUUGAUCGGAGUAAUCGUUCCUUUUAUUCCAAUAAUCAUUGCCGUAACGAAUAAGACAAAUAUGACAAAAAUAUCAACAAGAGAAACAACAACAACAACAACAACAACAACAGCAACUACUACUACUACUACAACAAUAACAACGGCGACGAUGCCAACAACGACAGCCGAACCAGUUUGGAUAAUCAAAGGAAAUAUGAAUAAUUCACGGGCUAGCCAUACAGCAUCUGUAUUACCAAAUGGAUGCGUAAUAGUUGUCGGUGGAUCUGCUGAUGGUAUCUAUCUGCAUACAGCUGAAUUAUAUGAUCCGUUAAAUGAUAUUUGGAGUUAUGCAGGACAGAUCAGUGUCGCACGAGAGGAUCACACAACAUCAACAUUAAACAAUCAAAAAAUAUUAGUUAGUGGUGGAUAUAAUGGUGUGGCUGUCAGAAAUGUUGAUUUAUAUGAUCCAUCAACGAGUAUUUGGACCAGUGUUACAAAUAUGAAUGUCGCACGACAAGAUCAUAGAGCAGUCACAAUAUUGAAUGGAAAUGUUUUAGUUAUUGGUGGAUACCAUAGUGAUACUCUUAAGAGUGCUGAGUUAUAUGAUGUUUUAACAAAUACUUGGACAACUGUAGCUGAUUUGAAUUAUGCUCGAGAGGAUCUUUCUGCAUCGGUACUAAACAACGGAACAGUCUUAAUUGCUGGUGGAAUGAAGUCAAAUUCUCUUGAUAGUGCUGAGUUGUAUGAUCCAUUAACAAAUAUGUGGACAGUAACAGGAAAUUUAAAUAUGGCACGUAGUCAUCAUACGGCAUCUGUAUUACAAGAUGGAAAAGUCUUAGUUGCUGGUGGUCAGAACAAGGGCUAUAGAUUGAAUAGUGCCGAAUUAUAUGAUUCACUAACGGGCAUCUGGACAUUAACAGGAAAUAUGAAUAGUAUCCGAUGUUGUCACACAGCAUCAGUCUUACCAAACGGAAAAGUAUUAGUUACUGGUGGAUAUAGUCGUAGUAUUUAUUUAGAUACUACCGAAAUAUAUGAUCCAUUAACCGGUAUUUGGACGACGGGACCAACGAUGAAUUUUUCUCGACGCUUUCAUACUGCAUCUGUCUUAAAAAGUGGAAAAGUACUAGUUACUGGCGGAGAGAGUCCGCCUAGUUUGAAAAGUACUGAAUUAUAUUAA